Messenger RNA from Racocetra persica, 148 nucleotides. The record is from the annotation of a GenBank genome assembly. Lineage: Eukaryota; Fungi; Glomeromycota; Glomeromycetes; Diversisporales; Gigasporaceae.
GCUUUAGUCAAGAUGGCGUACGAGGACGAUCUUCAAAGUUUCUGAUGCAAAAAAGAAAACCAAAUAAAAAACCUGCCUUGCAGGCCAUUCAACAUGGAAAUGAGACUGGGAUCGAGCCGUAUCAACGAUUUGGGAAUCUUGAAUCAAC